This is a messenger RNA of Peromyscus californicus insignis, 6892 nucleotides long. RefSeq names its product leucine rich repeat containing 14B (gene Lrrc14b). The record is from RefSeq and is a predicted model, not a curated record. The transcript is spliced from 2 exons. Gene Ontology annotation, cellular component: cytoplasm. Lineage: Eukaryota; Metazoa; Chordata; Mammalia; Rodentia; Cricetidae. Bases 1972 to 3504 code for a protein of 510 amino acids.
UUCCAUAGGAAACUUUUUCUUCCCCAUAAGCUCAAAGAAGAGCUUUUUUACUACCCGUAAAGCCCAAAGAAAGAUUUUUUCCCCCAGUUUGCAUUCAUAGCCCCCAAAGUUAGAAAAUUGAAGAGUUUUUCUGUCUAGUUGCCUUAUUUUUUCCUACACAAUCUUACACUUUUAAGUUUUUCCUACACUAUUUUACUACCCUAUGCCUUAUACUUAUUUUUCACAGAUAGAAAUUGAGAAAGGGAUACAAGAUAGAAAAUUUUGACAGAAGAGAAUUUCGCUGCAGCAUCGGACAUCCUUCCAGUCCGCUUCCUUUUCUCUCGAGGAUAAAACCCCUGCCUGUAAUAAUACAUAUAAAUAUAUAUAUAUAUAUAUUUUCCAUAACACCGGCAUGCCUUUCCACUGGCAGGGCUGACUCAGCACUUUCACCAAAAACUCUGUAAUAAAACUAUUAUUUUCCUUUAUCUUUAGUCCCUAUUACUUUGUCUUUAGUCCCUGUUCAUUUGUCUUUAGUCCCCCCUUUUUUUCAGUCCCCCCUUUUUUUUAGUCCUUUUUUUUUCUUUUUUCUUUAGUCCCUGUUCAUGGCGCCAUUCUGUGGGGCGUUUACCCAACCACCCCCACAGUUCCCCAGAGUUUUCUUGAGUGCGAGCAGCAGGAAAUAUUAGAUAGAAGGAUUUAUUGCGGAGAAUAUCGCAGAGAUAAACAGAUAGAAAAUAAAGGAUAGCCUCGAGAGGGCCUGGAACCUAUUCCAACGGGCCCUGACUGUCUCUGCCCCAGGGUUUUUAUAGAGAUGCCAAGGGGUGGAGCAAAAGACCUCCUCCCCCAGCACAGCCAAGUGCAGACCAUCUCAGACACCUGCACUCAGGCCCGUGGUCUAAUCAUCCUCUAUGUGGACCUGCUGGGUAAAGCCACGAGGAACCCGAGAACGGGCUCCCACACAGGGGCAAGUGAUGAAAUCAGGGCAAAGUCGUGUCAAGGAUUACCUUCCAUAGAAAUCCUGCCCACCUGGCAGUGCCUGGUGCUCCACCAUGAUAGCAUAUUCCCAUCUCUGUCCAUGGCAAAGUCUUUGGGAGAGAUAAAGCUCUAGAUCAGGAGGAGGAAGUCAAAGAUAACACAGUGAAAUUGGGGUGCACCUGAGGUCAGCACUCUCACCUGGAUUGGCCUCUGUCUGCCUCCUGUUCUCCCUCUCCCUCUCUUUCUCUACUAUGACCCUCCUGCCACAGCUGGCACCAUGGGAACCUAUGAGCCAGGAUGUGCUGCCCAACUGCAGAUGAUGGGGAUGAUGAGCAGGCAGAUCUAAUCAUUUAACAGUUAUUCAACACAUACCUAUGCUAGGGUUGAAAACCCACAGCCUACAGGUACCUGCAUUUAUUUUCUGCAUCACCUGCUUCACUAGUCUGUAUCUGUUCUGCAGGGAAACUAUUUCUCCCUCUUGUGCAAAGAAGGACCUUGGGGAUAAGAGAUGGUGAAGCUUCAUGGGCCAGUAUUCUUAAAAUUUGAAGAGUUGUCUGAGAUAUCCACCCCACAAUCCUGGCCCUUGCACCUCUGACUCCUAGUUAUAAGGAAAAGAAGGACUUUAACCAAAGACCACUGUCUCAACCACCCAAAUGCAGCUCAGGAUCUAGCUUCACUCAGAUCUUUUGACUGGGAUGGGCAGAGUAUCCAUCUGUAUUGUAAGCCUUAGGCUAUUUGCACAAGUACCUUGAGCUCAGCCUCUUAUUGGCCCCACAUUGGGCAACAAAGCCAAGCAGCUCACAUUUCACCAGCAGGAUGCCAUGAAACAGACAGAUACCUCCACAAUCAUGGCCAAACUAGUAUCCAAGGACCAAAAUAGCAGUCAGAUGACCACAAGGGCCAGUUUACCACUUUCUGUCCAGAGCCCAGAAGCAGCAGCAGCAGCUAAAAAUAGGCACAAAACCCACACGCUUUGGGAGGAACAGCAGGGACAGCACCAUCCUGACCAGGGACACAAUGAGGUCGCUCCGUUUUAUUUCUGCCAAAGCCUUGGUGUCCCACCCCAAGCUGGCCGAGGAGAGCCUGGACCAUAUAGCCUACAACCUCUACCCACUCCUAUUCAAGGCCAGUUACCUGCUAGAGCAGGCAGAAGUAACCCGUGCUGUGCUGAGUCACUGGCCCCUAGAGGAGUUCCGGCUGGCUGUGCUGCUGGGGCCAAACACUGACCACCCUGAAGACCUGCGUGAUCGUGCCUGCAAGGCCUGCCUGGAGGCCUGUAUGCAGGGCCUCGCUGACCAUGUGCUGCAAAGUGGGAGCGACCGACUUCGGGUAGCUGAUUUCACAGGCAUUCAGGAUGUACAGGUGCAGCAAUGUCCUUGUGGGAGGGCACUAGGAAGGUGGGGCCGUACUAAGGUGCUGGCCAGGACCUGCUGCCAGCUCCAAGGACAGUCCUGUACAGCUAGGUACCCCAUUGAAGUCUUUGCUGACCUCUUUGUCACAGAAGGUAACUUUGACAUGGUGGUGCAGGCCCUGAAGCCAGCAGGCCCAGCCCCUCUGCAGGUCUGCUGCCCUUCACUCCGGGCAGAUAGCCUGAGCCCUGGGCAGCUCCUACAAGUGCUUGGCCUAGCUGGGCCAAGCAAGCUAAGAAAGUUGGAGGUAGUACACAAUGUACGGUUGCAUGCUGGCCAUGUACAGCAGUUACUGGCCCAGGUGGGCUUCCCUCAACUGACCUCACUCACCUUACCCACUAAGGCCUUCGAUGCACCCCCCACCUAUGCCCUAACUCCAGAGGGUGAGGAUCCCCUCCUCACCUCUAUUGCCUGGGAGCUCAGUCGGAUGAACCAGCUCACCGAGCUAAGUGUAGCUUUCUCUACACUGACUGGGAAGAUCCAAACAUUGCUUAGUCCCUUGAAGACCCCACUAAGAGUGCUGGACCUAGCCAACUGUGCCCUUAAUCAUGAAGACAUAUCCUUCUUAGCAGAUUGUAAGCACACUGCCCACUUGGAGGUGCUGGACCUUAGUGGACACAACCUGGUACAUCUGUACCCUUCUACCUUCUUCAGGCUGCUGAGCCAGGCUGCCCAAACACUGAGAGUACUCACCCUAGAGGAGUGCAAUAUCACAGACAACCAUGUUGGAAUGAUGAUUCUGGGCCUCAGCCCUUGCAACCAGCUCCAGGAGUUCAAGUUCUUUGGAAACCCACUGUCAGCCAGUGCUCUCCAGCGCCUUUUUGCUGCACUCUGUGAACUCCCUAGGCUGCAUCACAUUGAGUUCCCAGUGCCAAAGGACUGCUACCCUGAGGGUGCUACCUACCCCCAGGAUGAGCUGUCAGUGUCCAAAUUUGACCAACAGAAAUAUGACAUGAUUGCAGAGGACCUGCGAGCAGUACUGCUUCGAGCUAACCGGGAGGACAUCCAGGCCUCCACCCCUCUUUUUGGAAGUUUUGACCCAGACAUUCAUGAAACCAGCAAUGAACUUGGUACUUUUUUGCUGCAAGCUUUCAAAACUGCUUUGGAAAACUUUUCCAGAGCACUAGAACAAAUGGAGUAGGUGCUAGAACCAUGCUAUAAGAGGCUGUGCAUUUCAACUAGCAUGGUGCCCUGAGGUCAGUCCUGGAUCAGAUCAGGCUCCGCCAUUUGUCACCAGCAACAUCACUGCCACAGAAUUCCUUAGUGAAAACUACAGGCAUACUAAUCACAUGCUCUAAGAGGAGCCCAGAUAUAUAAAUGUGUGUGUGUCAGCACGGCAGGAUCCAAACCGCCUAGAGUGAAGGACCUACCACCAAGGUAGAAGGUGGAGGAGAAUGUGGACACCAGGGAAGGUUGUAGUGGAAGUAGGGUCAACUUGGCUCUGAUGCAGUGAGGGGGUGGAAAUGAGAAAACUCAUGACAGAAAAUGUAUAGAAGCAGCAGCCCAUAAAAAAUAACCAGAGAAAGACACUGAAAAUAAAUGAACCUAACCUCUGAGUCUAGCAGAAACUUAGCUAUGUUCUAUCUGCUGUACUAUUUACCAUAUGACAUCUGCCUACACAGAAAGGUGGGGGAUGCGGAUGGAGAUCAAUUUUCUGUCCGUAGCUAUCUUUGUUUCUAAUCUUGGCAGGGUUGCACCAUCUUUUGGUGAAUGAGAACAUCUAGCUGCUGAAAUAUGCCCAGUAUUUCUUGGAAUAUUCUGACCCUGUUUUCUGCUCUGUGUCCAACCUGAACAGUAUAUGCAGCCACAAGUGUCAGAGGAUAGCUAUGAACAAAAUUAUAAACUUACUUAAGACAUGGAUUAUUUUUAUGAAUUUUUUUUUUUUCGAGACAGGGUUUCUCCAUGCAGCUUUGUGCCUUUCCUAGAACUCAACUCACUCUGUAGCCCAGGUGGGCCUCGAACUCACAGAGAUCCACCUGCCUCUGCCUCCCAAGUGCUGGGAUUAAAGGCAUGUGCCACCACCGCCCAGCUUAUUUUUAUGAAAUUUGUUGUGACUCAAUUAUACAGUUUUCAAGCACAAACUUUAUAGAUGACAACAACAUGCCUAUAAUGCCCUCAAAUCACUGCUCCUCAGAAUGGCUGAGGCCUGGCGCUUUGCAACUCCUUUAAGGAACAAAUCACCACAUGAGGAAGACCUGUUUGGACUUCAUUUCCAGUAUCUGCUUUGCAAAAGUAUUAGUGUAAUUAAAUGCUAAUAAAAUAGUAGUGUGGCUUAACUUAUGUACAGUUUAUUUCAUUAAUAUUCUGAAUUUUAAAAUAUGACAAUUUUCUUGUGACAGAAGUAAAAGCUUAGCUUCAUAACCACCCAUGUGCCAGCAAAGGGUCUACCAUGCUAUCUCCUCCCCCAAGUAAGUCCCCAUACCUGGGUACUUCCAUUUGACCCCUGAACAGCAAUAAAAAUAUGCCACUAACAAUUUCAGUUUAAAAAAACAGAAAGCAGACUUAGGAAAGUGGUCAUGUCACAAACAGUUGAUGUGAUUCUCAUGGAAAAUGUGUCAUUUUAAAAGAUAAACCUUAGAGAAAGCCAUGAAGUGGCCUGUCCAAGAUCACAUGACUGACCAGUGGUAACAGAUACUAGAGCCUAUGUGGCUUCCUUCAAGAAUCUAAUGUAUUAGGAAACAAUCUGAGAAAACUGUUUUAGAUGUACUACAACUAAUAACUUCUCAGAGAUAGUGCUGGUAAUACAGAAAAAAGGCAUGGUAAGUAUCCAUUGAGAAGCUGGAAUCAGCUGGCUUAAGCUGAGGGAGCCUGCUGCCAAUUCUGCAAAGAUGAUUCUGAGAACUUAAUGUGGAAUAAAACAUGAGCACCAGUGCUCCUCAAUCAUUCCAUAACUGAAACGUUUUCUAUAUAAGUACUUUCAAGUUUGUCAUAUUUCUGUUGUUUUUUGAGAUAGGGUUUCUCUGUGUAGCUUUAGAGCCUGUACUAGAACUCACUCUGUAGACCAGGCUGGCCUUGAACUCACAGAGGUCUACCUGCCUCUGCCUCCUGAGUGCUGGGAUUAAAGGCGUGCGCCACCGCCGCCGCCGCCGCCGCCACCUGGCAUGUUUGUCAUAUUUCUAUUCAGAAAGAUAUGCACAGGGUAGACUAUAGGAUCUGAACACAAACUACCCACUUUAUUCACUUCCUGCAUGGCCACUGACAAAUAACCACAUAUAGGUUCCUAGUUCUGGAAAUCAAACACCCAGCUCAGACCCACUCCACAAAAUACUACCCAUGACCUAGGCAGAUUACCGUCUCUUUAUCCUGGCUCCAGAUCCUGUCCUCCAGAAAGUAAGGCUAUGUGGAAGAGCUCAUUUAACAGACUUUAUACUGCAUCCUCUCACAAGGCUAGUACCUAACAGCCUUGUGUCUGGGAACCUGGAUGCUGGGAGUUCCCAGCACUAGUAACUAGUGAGUAGCUCACCACACCUAAACUGCUUGCAGAGUAUGAGUGAUAUCUACCCUUUUUCCUUCCUGUGGGAAUGGAACUGAUAUAUAUCAGAUAGAAAGGUUACAUGAAUAGUCCUCACCCCAUCAAAUCUUGAUAGUCACCAGUGAUCUUUCCUGGGAACCUGUCAUACGUCACAGCUGCCCCUAAACUAAAAAAAUGUUCCCUGUGAUUCCAUAGUGUGAUCCUUGGGGGCUCCACCUGGUUCCCUCUACACUUCAUCUAUAUGCCUUUCCUCUGCUGAUUUUAUCUUUCUUACUAUAACAAAUCCAAGCCCUGAGCAACCACAGGUAUACUUUUAGAAAACUAUGACAAGUCAAAAAACCUGGUUUCUUGGGAAAUUACUAUUUACAAGAUAAAUAAUAGUACUUAGCUCAUAAAACCAGAGUAAGGAUUACAUGAGUUAUGUACAAAGGAUCAAUUCAUAUAAGAUGUAUGUAAGUUAUAAAUACUUUUAAAAUAACGUUAAAAACUGAGACAAUACAUGUGAAAUUAUCAACCCAAGAAUAGUGAUACACAUUUGUAAUCCCAGCACUUGGGAACCUGAGGCAGGAGGAUUGCAUAUAUGAGGCUUACCUGGACUAUGCAGCAACACUCAAAAGAACAGUAAAGAGUCACACAAAUAAAAAGUGACACUAUUGUUUUUAAAUGACAAAUAUUAUUGACUGCAUAUCAUUGCUAAUAAACAUGCUUAUUGAAUACAAGUACAGCUCAAUUCUAAGUAUUCACUGGGGCACCAGCUGGGCAUAAGUAACAUUUGGUGUUUUUUCCUUUGUGAGGGAAAAAAUGUUCCAAACAAUAUAAAUCUUAGUAAUAUAACUACAUUACCCAAUAACCUCUAGAUGGAAUCAGGGAAGGGAGAACAGUAAUUGGAGGAGAGGUAAAAAAUUGACAGAACAUUUCUUAGAGUAAAAAUAGUGUAUUUGAGUUUUAAAUUUUUUCUUUAUCCUAGAACUAAAAUAAAAGGUUGCACUUGUUCUGCUAAAUAUUAGCAGCUCAAAAAUGCUUCAGAAAAACUGAAUCUCUAAUAACUGCAGAGCAU